Zingiber officinale is the source of this 890-nucleotide messenger RNA. Its product is annotated as fructose-bisphosphate aldolase 3, chloroplastic-like. Bases 1 to 816 code for a protein of 271 amino acids. Lineage: Eukaryota; Viridiplantae; Streptophyta; Magnoliopsida; Zingiberales; Zingiberaceae. Gene Ontology annotation, biological process: fructose 1,6-bisphosphate metabolic process; glycolytic process. Gene Ontology annotation, cellular component: cytosol. Gene Ontology annotation, molecular function: fructose-bisphosphate aldolase activity. The record is from RefSeq and is a predicted model, not a curated record. The transcript has 5 exons.
AUGGGAUCUCUUUCUCAUGAGAGAAAAAAUGAUACCUUUGCUCCUCCCUCGUCUCCUUGUGCGUUGAAGUACAUCGAGCAUCAUGUAUCCAAGUUGGACACACUUGCAGGCGUCGCUAUAAAGUACGAUGUUAAGAAAUCUAUUGCUUCACCUGGGCAUGGAAUUCUUGCUGUCGAUGAAUCAAAUGCUACAUGUGGAAAGAGGCUUGCUUCAAUUGGUCUGGAGAAUACAGAACAAAACCGCCAAGCUUAUAGACAACUUUUGUUGACCACCUCGGGUCUAGGUGCAUAUAUAUCUGGGGCUAUUCUUUAUGAGGAAACACUAUACCAAUCGACCAUAGAUGGAAAGAAGUUCGUGGACUGCUUACACCAUGAGAAAAUCAUGCCCAGUAUUAAGGUUGAUAAGGGUUUGGUCCCAUUACCUGGAUCAAACAAUGAAUCUUGGUGCCAAGGAUUGGAUGGAUUGGCCUCAAGAUGUGCUAAGUAUUACAAACAAGGCUCACGUUUUGAUAAAUGGAGAACAGCUGUUAGUAUUCCUUCUGGACCUUCUACUCUGGUUGUUAAGGAGGCUGCAUGGGGACUUGCUCGUUAUGCUGCUAUUGCCCAGGUUGCUAUUCCUCUACAUCAGCUCAAAUCUACUAAUUCAUCAACAAGCAAAAAGAAACCAGCAGAAAAGUAUAUCCAGGUUGUGUCGGUCGAUAACCAUGAAUUUUGGUUCAUGGGGUUUAUGCACUACGAUAGUGCCGCAAAGAGUUUACAGGAUGCUUUGCAUGACGCACAGAACACAAAACCAGUAACAACGACUUCAAGUGUCUAAGUUCAUUCAAGAAUCUAGAAACCGGAUUGCUCGACGUCCCCAAGGACACCUAAUAAUUGCCAUCGGUGCAUCUA